Messenger RNA from Polychytrium aggregatum, 822 nucleotides. RefSeq names its product kinase-like domain-containing protein. Gene Ontology annotation, biological process: protein phosphorylation. NCBI's taxonomy places the organism in Eukaryota, Fungi, Chytridiomycota, Chytridiomycetes, Polychytriales. The annotation marks the transcript as partial. The record is from RefSeq and is a predicted model, not a curated record. The transcript has a single exon. Gene Ontology annotation, molecular function: ATP binding; protein kinase activity.
AUGUCCGAUAAACCCUGGUACAUCCCCGAGGAAGCCAUCACCGACAGGUCUGCCAAUCCACUCGCAGCCGGCGGGUUCGGUGAGGUUUUCACUGCCUCAUACUACGGUGCCCCUGUCGCCGUCAAGCAGCUCUAUCGAGGCUACAACCAGAACGAGCUCGCCGACUUUGGCCGCGAGAUUGGCAUCUGGCACAGACUCAGUCAUCCUCAUGUCCUCCAGCUCCUCGGUGCAUGCGACACCACCGCCAAGCCCUUCAUGGUCUCGCCGUUCAUGCCCAACGGUACUCUCCACAACCACUUUACCACCGCACCCAAUCCCCGACCCCUUGGCGAGAAGAUCCGCCUCCUCUACGAAAUCUCCUCUGGCAUGGCCUAUCUCCACGGCAACAACAUUGUCCACGGCGACCUCAAGUCCCUCAAUGUGCUGCUGGAUGGCUCAUCCAAUGCCAUCGUGACCGACUUUGGCAUGUCCCGCACCAAGCACACCUCGGCCACGGCCAACCGCACCCGCCGCGACCAGCCGAUGGGCGGCACCCUUGACUACAUGGCUCCAGAGAUGCUCGAUGAUGACGACCCAGCUGGAUCUUCAAAGGCCACCGAUGUCUAUGCAUUCGGCGUCACCAUGUACGAGGUCCUCAACGACUGUAAUCCCAUUUGGUCAACCAACGACGGUCAGCCAAUGCGACCCACGGCUAUCGAGCGCCAAGUCGUUAAAGGAAAUCGACCCAAGCAGUUCGAUGGCAUCCCCGACGACAUCCGGGCCCUCAUCGAGCGCUGCUGGCACCAGGAUCCCACUCAGCGACCCAAGUUUCCCGAGAUCCUU